AUGGACGCAAGCGAUUUCGAUGACAUGUUGUUUGGUGAACAUGACAUGCAGGCCGCUCCUAAUGACACGGAAGAGGAGGACUCAGAAGAUGAGUUCUUAGUUUGGGUGAUCGCUCGUAUCGAAGCGAUGAUAGAGUUGAUUGUGGAUGCUCAGCUAGAGGAUCAUGAAGCGCUCAUUAUCACGCUGAAGUCCCGUGCGGCUCUGUCUCGCAGACGAUCUACCACAGCCGACGGCCAAGAACAGACUCCCGAACCGAAGGAACGCGAUAUCAAUUUUCCAGGAGCAAACUUGUUCAUCAAGCAGUCGAUAGUCGACCGAUACGUGGAUGACUUGGCUUGUACCUUCGGCAUCACUAGAUUACAAUUGAACGUGACUGCCGCCGCGAAAGGCCUGCUGGCGGGCGGCUUUAGGUUGACUCGAAACGAUGGUCAUCAUAUCAAUGGCAUGAGCGAGAAAGAGGGGAUACUCGUUCCCAGUGUCAACGAUAACGACAAUCUCGACUUGACAGACGUGCAAUGGGUUCUCAUUGUCGAAAAGGAGGCGAAAGGAUAUCCAGACCUCGCUUCACGGAAAUUUCUGAGUCAAUUAGCUGCUAAGGCUUCUCAGAUCCCCAUGUAUGCUCUGAUGGACCUUGAUCCUGACGGUAUCGCCAUACUAUCGACGUACAAAUAUGGGUCUUAUCGUCUUGCGCACGAAGACGUUACAUCCACGGAUACAGCCACACCAGGCUUGCCUAACAUCCGCUGGCUCGGUGUAAAGAGUCACCACAUGAGCGGGACUUCGCUAGGCGAAGUGCACACAGAGACGAGCACGAAAUCUCCACUUCAAGGCCUGAUGAGACUGACGGCGCGCGACCGCAACAAAGCAGCGCGAAUGUUGGAGUGGAACUUGUGCGCCGAGGAGGGUCCCGAGAAGGGCUGGAGGCAGGAGCUACAGACAAUGCUGAUGCUUAACGUCAAGGCUGAAAUACAGAUACUUGACGAAAUGCCAGGUGGAUUGGUGUCUUGGUUGAGCGACAGGCUCAGGCAGACAACGGAACUGGUGCGCGCGCAGCGGAUAGAAGGCGAAAAGCCAGACGACGGGAUGCUCUUUUGA
Alternaria conjuncta is the source of this 1095-nucleotide messenger RNA. RefSeq lists its product as uncharacterized. The record is from RefSeq and is a predicted model, not a curated record. Gene Ontology annotation, molecular function: DNA topoisomerase type II (double strand cut, ATP-hydrolyzing) activity; ATP binding; DNA binding. The coding region runs from base 1 to 1095 and encodes 364 amino acids. Gene Ontology annotation, biological process: meiotic DNA double-strand break processing; reciprocal meiotic recombination; meiotic DNA double-strand break formation. The transcript is spliced from 6 exons. Gene Ontology annotation, cellular component: nuclear chromosome. NCBI's taxonomy places the organism in Eukaryota, Fungi, Ascomycota, Dothideomycetes, Pleosporales, Pleosporaceae.